UCCCGGAGACCCAUGCUGCUGGACUGGAGGCGAACCGCACAACAGUGGGGUUCCUCCUGGCAGCGCGCGCGCACGCAAACAGUCAAGACCGACGACUUACCCAUAGGCGCGCGGCGCGCGGCGGGCGGGCGGCGGUGACCACGCACACGCACGCAUGGCGGAGCAGCUCCUCUCGACGGCCGUGCACGACACCCUGCCGGGGAGCUACGUCCGGCCGGAGUCGCAGCGCCCUCGGCUCGCCGAGGUCGUCACCGGCGCGCGCAUCCCCGUCGUCGACCUAGGGAGCCCCGACCGCGCGGCGGUUGUCGCCGCCAUCGGCGACGCCUGCCGCUCCCACGGCUUCUUCCAGGUCCUCAACCACGGGGUACAUGCCGACUUGGUCGCGGCGGUGAUGGCCGUGGGGCGCGCCUUCUUCCGGCUGUCGCCCGAGGAGAAGGCCAAGCUCUACUCCGACGACCCCGCCAGGAAGAUACGGCUGUCCACGAGCUUCAACGUGCGCAAGGAGACGGUGCACAACUGGCGCGACUACCUCCGGCUGCACUGCCAUCCCCUCGACGAGUUCGUGCCCGACUGGCCGUCCAACCCGCCCGAUUUCAAGGACACCAUGAGCACGUACUGCAAGGAAGUCCGGGAGCUCGGGUUCAGGCUGUACGCUGCCAUCUCGGAGAGCCUGGGUCUAGAGGCGAGCUACAUGAAGGAGACGCUGGGGGAGCAGGAGCAGCACAUGGCGGUCAACUUCUACCCGCCGUGCCCGGAGCCGGAGCUCACCUACGGCCUCCCGGCGCACACCGAUCCCAACGCGCUCACCAUCCUGCUCAUGGACCAGGACGUCGCCGGCCUGCAGGUGCUCCACGGCGGCAAGUGGGUCGCCGUCAACCCGCAGCCCGGCGCGCUCAUCAUCAACAUCGGCGACCAGCUGCAGGCGCUGAGCAACGGGCAGUACCGGAGUGUGUGGCACCGGGCGGUGGUGAACUCGGAUCGGGAGCGGAUGUCCGUGGCGUCGUUCCUGUGCCCGUGCAACCACGUCGUGCUCGGCCCCGCGAAGAAGCUCGUCACGGAGGACACCCCGGCCGUGUACAGGAGCUACACGUACGACGAGUACUACAAGAAGUUCUGGAGCAGGAACCUGGACCAAGAGCACUGCCUGGAGCUGUUCAGAACCUAGCUAGCAGGCGCUGCGGCGGCCGGGCAAAUGGAUUCGCCCUGGUCCUGUGUUUCACUGUGUUUCUCCGUGAGAUUAGAAGAAGACGUUUUACAACGUUUGUCCGUUGAAGAUGAAAUUUCAAGACUCUAGUCAUUGCAAUUCUUCCACUCUAUAUACAUAAUUAAAUGUUUUUUCUCAAAGAGAAGGAAGCAGGUGUAUUAUGUUAUUAGAUUUUUUUUAGGAAUAAAAUAAGGAGGGGUUGUCCCUACUGGUUAUAUAUAUUAUAAAUAUCACUCCUCCUAUUUCUUAGAUGUCUGAAUUUUAAGAUGAUUUCAAGCAACACUUUUGUACCACCAACUAGUACAAGUAAAUUGUUGCUUUUGUGAUUUAAUUAUUUGUCUUUCUAUCAUAA
This is a messenger RNA of Sorghum bicolor (sorghum), 1556 nucleotides long. RefSeq names its product protein DOWNY MILDEW RESISTANCE 6. The transcript is spliced from 3 exons. NCBI's taxonomy places the organism in Eukaryota, Viridiplantae, Streptophyta, Magnoliopsida, Poales, Poaceae. The record is from RefSeq and is a predicted model, not a curated record. Bases 155 to 1165 code for a protein of 336 amino acids.